AUGCAAUGCGUGGAGCAAACAGAGAAGCUGGAGCUCGAUCGGGGACUCGCCAUAGAUCCCGCGGAAGAGAAGGCAGUCUUGCGAAAGAUCGAUCGAGUCAUUUUGCCAGUCAUGGCGCUCGUGUACUUCUUCCAGUAUCUCGAUAAGCAAAGCAUCAACUACGCGGCGGUAUUUGGGCUUCAGGAGGACCUCGGCCUGUCGGGACAGGAGUUCUCCUGGGCAGUCUCGCUGUUCUAUUUCGGUCAACUCUGCUCCGAAUAUCCCGCCGCGUAUCUCAUGAGCCGCCUUCCGAUUGUGAGCUUUGUCGGGGUUACAAUCAUCAUAUGGGGCUCUGCCGAAAUGUGCCUCGCCGCAGCGAAAGACUUCAACAGCCUUGCCGCAGCUCGAUUCUUUCUUGGUUUUGCUGAGGGGGCCGUGGCGCCUUCGUUCAUGAUCAUAACAAGCAACUGGUACAAGCGCAGCGAGCACCCUCUCCGUGUUGCGACAUGGGUGUCGAUGUUCGGAGUUUCUCAGAUUGUGGGUGCUCUAGUCAUGUACGGGGUCGGGCAGGCUCGACUGUCUAUCGAGCCCUGGCGGGUAUCGUUGUUCAUUGGCAUCAUGCCGCGGGACUGCGCGACUGCAUGGUUCUUGCGUGAGCCGGAACGCAAGUUGGCAACAGAGCGGCUUGCUUUGGACCGCGCCACGCGAGACCACACAACAUUCGACAAGAGGCAAUUGAAAGAAGCGCUGACGGACCCGAGGACGAUACACUAUGCGUCUAUGGCGCUCUUUAUCACGAUUCCAACUCCGAUCACCAAGUUCUCCUCCCUCGUCAUCAACGGUUUUGGCUUCUCUCAGCUACAGACGAUGCUAGUCGGCCUGCCCGGCGGCUGCGUGGCGUUUUGUCUGACCUGGAUUGGCGCUUUGGGCCCGCUAUACAUAAGGAACAGCAGAUGCUUCUUUGGAGUGCUUUUAGCGGCAGUGCCAAUGCUGGGGAGCAUACUGCUCCUCGCCUUGCCUGCACGCAUGGCUUGGGGGAUCGUGGGGAGCACGUGGCUGGCAGGGAGCAGUGCGCCGCCUCUUGGUCAGGCUGUCGGCCUCAUGGCCUCCAACGUCAAAGGCAACACCAAGAAGUCGGUCGUUGCCGCUGUCUUCUUCGUGUUCUACUGCGUCGGCUGCAUUGUGGGGCCGCAGCUGUGGCAAAAGCAGGACGCACCACGAUACACGAAAGGCUGCAUCACUAGCGUGACCAGCUGGGGUCUGCUCAUUGUGUCGUUUCUGCUGUAUGUCGUCCUGGGCAGGCGUGCCAACCGGACCCGCGACAAGUUGACUGGAGACACGGACGUGUCCAGCGGCGCGAUCUCGACCGACUCAGAUUCUACCGAGUUGCAGGAUCACGCCUUCAGAUAUACCUUAUAG
Molecule: messenger RNA, 1398 nt
Organism: Zasmidium cellare ATCC 36951
Lineage: Eukaryota; Fungi; Ascomycota; Dothideomycetes; Mycosphaerellales; Mycosphaerellaceae
Exons: 5
Coding region: 1-1398 (465 amino acids)
Biological process (GO): allantoate transport; transmembrane transport; dipeptide transport
Cellular component (GO): plasma membrane
Molecular function (GO): allantoate transmembrane transporter activity; dipeptide transmembrane transporter activity
Source: RefSeq, a predicted model, not a curated record